AUGCCGUCCCUGUCGUCGUCGUCGUCGGUCCUUCGUCUCUACCGUGAGAUGCUGCGUAGCGCUGCCAAGCUCGAGAAUUACAACUUUAGCCACUACGCCUUGCGCCGCAUCAAGGAGGAGUUCCAUACAAACAAGAAGAUAAAAGCGGACAGCACGGAACAGAAACAGGCGCUCGAGGCCGCGCGCCAGCAGGCGGACAUGCUCCACCGUCAGAUGGUCGUGUCAAAACUGUACCCACCGCUCGUGAAGAGUGUGAUGGAAACGCCUCAGUAG
This is a messenger RNA of Peronospora matthiolae, 273 nucleotides long. The record is from the annotation of a GenBank genome assembly. Lineage: Eukaryota; Oomycota; Peronosporomycetes; Peronosporales; Peronosporaceae.